AUGAUGAUGGCCUACGUAAAAGAUGACACCAACAACCUCAUCUACGACAAGAGGAACCUUCUAGCCGAUCUCUUCACGGUGGGAGUCAGCCAUGUCAUGCCUCUAAAGGUCCUUAACCCUGGACUCAUCUACGACAUCUCUCUGACGGACUAUUAUCCAUACCUCUGUGGCCUUGGCUAUAGUGUCUCCGACAUGAGCAUCAUCAUCCACCAUAAAAUCAAUUGCUCGUCGAUCAAGAGCAUCCCAGAAGGAGAGCUCAACUAUCCUUCCAUCACCAUCCAAUUGUCGGCGAACGAGGCAAGGACGGUAACCAUCACAAGGAUUGUGACCAACAUUGGCAAGGCAGUAGCGACUUACUACGCAAAGUUGGACAUCCCCGAUGUGGUUUCGGCACAUGUAGUUAUGAGAAGCUUAACCUUCUAG
Messenger RNA from Zingiber officinale, 423 nucleotides. RefSeq names its product subtilisin-like protease. The coding region runs from base 1 to 423 and encodes 140 amino acids. The transcript has a single exon. The record is from RefSeq and is a predicted model, not a curated record. Lineage: Eukaryota; Viridiplantae; Streptophyta; Magnoliopsida; Zingiberales; Zingiberaceae.